GACAUUUUAGGGUCACAGAUAAUGUAGAUAAAUGUACAGGUGUGCAGGCUUGUUCAUAUCCAGUUUAUUGAAAUUUGGCAUUUAAACAUGUUUUCAAAUUUAUAUCAUUAUUACUGCUUUUAGCAAUGGUACAUAAACAUUGACAUCUUUAUGCAUAAAAAAUCAUGUAAAAAAAAAACAGGCGUUUACGUAAGAUACUUUUAAAAGAAAGGUUUUUACUUUCUAAAACAUUUUUGCUUUAAAACUUAACUUAAAAAGACAAAAAGAAAAAAACUUACUGAGGCAUAGUGUAUUCGUAUUUAACAAUAUAAAAGGAUUAUAUAUAAGCAAAACCAUGGAGAGCGCAGGACGAUGGUUUCAUUUGUCUCUCGUAAUGAUGUGUCCGUCCGUCUGUGUCGGUAUAUACCUCAUAUCGGACUAUUAUAUGGACGAUGGAUGGCCAUCGGCGUUCGGGCAGGUAUGCGGAAAGUCCAUCGAAGAUGACUGUCUUUAUGUGAACUCUCACCUAAAUUCCUUAGGAAUUUUGAAUUACGACGACGACAUAAAUUGUACGGUACAACUUAAUGCCGGAAAUCGGCACGGGGCAAGGUAUAAGCUUUCAUUCAAAAGGUUCGACUUGGAGUAUUCGGAAAAUUGCUCUUAUGACUCUCUGACGGUUUACGACACAAAAGUAGCCAACAUAUGUUUUACGGCCCCCAUCGACAGAUUUUGUGGCAACACAGCUCCCAACCUUACUGGGUACCCGACUCAGCAGUACAUGACUCUCAAGUUCCAGACAGACGGAAGCACUGGCAAGAAAGGGUAUAGGAUAAUGGCGACACGAACUCUUCCUUAUCCAUGUCAUGACGACUAUUUUCACUGCAAGGCAGAGAACCGAUGUAUAGAUGGAAGACUUCACUGUGACGGUACAAAACAAUGUGACGACGGGACCGACGAGGACGGCUGUUCCUUCUGGGAAAAACUACUCGGUGGUUUUCUAGCACUUGGAGUUUCCGGCAUAGUUGGUGUCUCCUUUCUUGUAGUUGUUUUAUGCACGGGGAUCUGCGUUACUGUAUGUGUGUGCACGUGCUGCAAGAAACAUUGUCGAUGUGUGUCCAAACUCUGCGACAAGUGCUGCAAACCAUGUAAGUCUGGUGACAACAAAGUGAAGCCGGAGACCGGAAUGGUCGAGGGAAACAAAAGAAAGGAGAAGGGUGUAGCCGACAAAGGCGAGGAGGUUGAGAUAGCCGAUGAGGUUGCAGUCAAGUCUCCUCACAAUACUGGCGCAGUGUCAUCCAAAUCACCAAUUCCCGACCCGCCCACCGCCGAAGAAAAUCCGCCGGCAAAACUGACAAUAGUUGCAAAAACACCGCUACCAUCCGACGGACAUGCGCUGUCAUCAGCCUCAGCAACAGGUGUUGUAUCUGACAGCCAUGUCACGGAGACGGGAAUGACAUCGACAUUAAAUGUCGCCGAUAGUACUGUGACCAAGGUGGACUAAUCUAUUUAGAUGUGGUUGACUUUAUUUAGUUUCAAAAACGUUUUGUUAUUCAAAGAUUUCAUAAUAAAAGCUCCUCAACACUG
Messenger RNA from Mercenaria mercenaria, 1563 nucleotides. RefSeq lists its product as uncharacterized. Lineage: Eukaryota; Metazoa; Mollusca; Bivalvia; Venerida; Veneridae. The record is from RefSeq and is a predicted model, not a curated record. Gene Ontology annotation, molecular function: protein binding. Bases 335 to 1480 code for a protein of 381 amino acids. The transcript has 6 exons.